Messenger RNA from Molossus molossus (Pallas's mastiff bat), 450 nucleotides. Its product is annotated as retinal rod rhodopsin-sensitive cGMP 3',5'-cyclic phosphodiesterase subunit delta-like. Gene Ontology annotation, cellular component: cytoplasm. The record is from RefSeq and is a predicted model, not a curated record. Lineage: Eukaryota; Metazoa; Chordata; Mammalia; Chiroptera; Molossidae.
AUGUCAGCCAAGGAAGAGCGUGCCAAGGAGAUCCUGAGGGGCAUCAAACUAAAUUGGAUGAACCUUCGGGAUGCUGAGACAGGGCAGAUACCCUGGCAAGGAACAGAAUUCCUGUCAGUCCCUAGAUUGGAGCACGAAGCCCGUGUUUCCAAGAAAAUUCAAUGCAAGGCAGUGUCUCGAUAAUUGAACUUCUCCUCAGCAGAGCAAAUGGAAAAAUUCCACCUGGAACAAAAAGUUUACUUCAAAGGGCAAUUCCUAGAAGAAUGGUUCUUCGAGUUUGGCUUUGUGAUUCCUAACUCCACAAAUACCUGGCAAUCCUUGAUAGAGGCAGUGCAUGAGACCCAGAUGAUGCCCGCCAGCAUGCUAACUGGGAAUGUUAUCAUAGAGACAAAGUUUUUUGACAACAAUCUUCUCGUAAGCACAUCCAGAGUAAGACUUUUCUACGUUUAA